This is a messenger RNA of Hyalella azteca, 1752 nucleotides long. It is a transcript of the gene hig, whose product is annotated as locomotion-related protein Hikaru genki. Bases 85 to 1527 code for a protein of 480 amino acids. The record is from RefSeq and is a predicted model, not a curated record. Lineage: Eukaryota; Metazoa; Arthropoda; Malacostraca; Amphipoda; Hyalellidae. The transcript is spliced from 9 exons.
ACUGUGAAACGCUGUACAAAUUUGUUACAGAUUUUCAGAAUUAAUUGCUUACUUACUAAUUGUGUCCAAGUCGUCAUAUCUAUUAUGGAGAGCAACGCAGGUUCUAACGUGAUCGCUUUCCUGCAUCUCUGCAUCGUUAUUUUAUUUGUAAAUCAAGUGCAAGCGACGAACUCCUCCGGUACAUUCGGCGGUUGUCCGCUGUCGUCUCUGCCGCACAACCCCCAGCAUGUGUAUUCCUACGCAGGCCGACCAAUCGAAUCAACGAAGAUGGAUCAGAUCGUCCCUCUCGAUGAUAUCGCCAUGAUCAGAUGUCGCCAUGUUGGAUUGUUCAAACAAAAUGGCGGUGAUACUUUCAAUUGCACCUCAGAGGGCUGGUCGGGGAAUGUUACAUGCACAGACACCAACCACGUCACCAAUUAUACCUCAGAAUCGCUGCCACCUGCCAUCGUGUGGCACGUGGCAGGUGGCGGGGUGUCGGUGGUGGCAGCAGGCGGGCAGCUCGUACUGCUGCCAGGAGCCAUCGUGCACCUGGACUGCCUAUUCCCUCGCCUGGCAGGGAACCCGGCCUGGAGCUGGACCCCUGAGUACCGUAGAUACCCUACUGGCUGGUCACUGAGCAGCUCGGAGCGCGACCUCCACUACCGCCUCUCCGUGUACUACGCACGGCAGCACGACUCUGGCACCUUCACGUGCACGGCGCCUUCUGCGCUCACUAACUCCAUCACGAUAUUGGUCAAAGAGCUGCGGUGCGCUGAGCUGGUGGUCGCCAGGAGUGUCCCUGAGAGCGCCCUGCCCGCCGUGGUGUUCGGACGGCGGCAGACGCGCGGUGAUGACCGCGUCAUUGUCGCCGGCUCCGGCACCACCAUGGGGUCAUCACGAUUCUUUACGUGCUUCGAUGGCUACGUCUUAAAUGGACCACAACAAAUGACAUGUCUUCCAUCGGGCCUGUGGUCGGCUGCAGUCCCGCCUGCGUGUGAGGUGGUGAGGUGUCCUGCGCUCCCUCCCCUGCCCCCGCUGGUUCGUCUGCGGCAUCUCUCGCUCACCGCAGGCGGCGUCGCGUUGUUCGCCUGUCCCCUGAGCUACGCGCUCACGGCAGCGCCUUCCAUCGUCUGCCUCACCAACGGCACCUGGUCGGCCCCAGUGCCUCAUUGCAAAGAGGUUGUAUGCCCGGCGCCGGAGAGCCCAGAGCACGGCAGCGUGAGUACCGCCGCCCUUCGUCGCGUGGGUGACGUGGCCGUGUACUCUUGUGACGAGGCCUUCGUGCUGCAGGGACCGAGGAUCGUGACGUGCACCAACGCCGGGACGUGGUCCAAGCCUAAACCAAACUGUGUGAUCUCGUGUCAGUCGCCGGGCAACCCACGUAACGGGCGGGUGUCGCCACGCCUGCUGCGCUACCGCCUGGAGGCCCAACUUCUGGUCUCCUGCUCCCCAGGCUACAGACCAGCAGGGCCUGACCGGCUCAAGUGUCUCAGAACAGGCAAGUGGUCUGCGCCCCUCCCGCCGUGCGUGCCGGUCAUCGCGGGCUGAAAUUCUAACACAGCGAGGGGCGAGCUCAUUGCAAAGCCUUCAGACCAUUUGGUUGUGAUAGAGCCUGAGUCACUGAAGACGUAAGGAGUGAGAUGACGCAGACUUCGUGUAGCUAGCAACUUCAUUCUAUUCCCGAGAGAAAUGUAACUUACAUCAUCAGGUGGUUAUGAUGAAGGCGUCGUCAUGAUUUAAUUUUCACAGUAUUAAAACAAAUAAAUCGGGACU